Lates calcarifer (barramundi perch) is the source of this 3170-nucleotide messenger RNA. RefSeq names its product growth/differentiation factor 10-like. NCBI's taxonomy places the organism in Eukaryota, Metazoa, Chordata, Actinopteri, Centropomidae. Gene Ontology annotation, cellular component: extracellular region. Gene Ontology annotation, molecular function: cytokine activity; growth factor activity. The record is from RefSeq and is a predicted model, not a curated record. Gene Ontology annotation, biological process: BMP signaling pathway; SMAD protein signal transduction.
UCUGUUGUUUCUAAUCAAUACUCGUGAGCAGUUGCCAUGACUCUCGUUGGCUGUGCGCUCCGAGGCGUCACCAUCUGUCAUCCAGCAGGAGAGUUUCAUGCAUGCGUCCUUCCCCGAUCUCCUCCCAUUGUAGAAACAGCUGUAGACGGUGAACCGUGGAGUGCGGGUCUGACACGGAUUGCCUGGAUACCGGCUUGGAGUGUAGGUGUGCAUCAACCAACGAGAAACAGAUUCGAUUCUUUUCCCCUACAAAAUACGCAUAACAGUUUAUUUUGAAUGGGACUAUUUCCUUGAACAUCAGCCAUGGCGAGCCGGCUUUUUCACUUGCUGCAUGUAUUUCUGAUCCUGGAGUCCAGCUGGGGUAAACUCAUGUCUGAGGAUCUUGGUGAAGCCACGCGUCAAGGUGCCGAUGUCGCGCCGGCUUUGGAUCACCGCGUCUUUGCGCACGAAAGCGCAAACCGGGACAUGGUCUCCAUCAACAUGUUCAAAGUGUACGAGAAGUACAGUAAGGAGCCGCUGAGCCAGAGGGACGGAAACACCGUGAGAAGUUUUAAAGCUGUCCCGGGAGUCUCACAUGGGAAAGAGGUGUUCCAGUUCAACCUGUCCUCCAUCCAAGACUCAGAGGUCAUCCUCUCUGCGUCCUUUCACUUCCUCUACAAGCGGCCCCGCCACCACCAACGACCUUGGCGUUUCCGAAGACCUCGCCACCCGUCAAGUGGCCUCCAGCAUUCCCAUCCCUCCUCCCCAAAGCUCCUCUUCCAUGGAUCAUCCCCAAACUCAGCUUUUGCAACACUGCUGGGAAACAUAACUCUGGCUCCUUUCAAGAAAGGCUCUUGGCAAUCGAGGGAUGUAACAGCAGUGGUGAAACACACCAGGGAUGUCAAAGAGCUUGUGCUAACAGUGGAGUUUGAUAUGGAGUCUGGGAUGCAGCAGAGGAGCCCUCAUGGACAGGAGCGAAUCUCCCCGGCCAACCUGCCGUAUAUUCUGGUAUAUGCUGACGAUCGAGCUAUAGAUGAGCCAAACAGUGUGGCUAUGUCCCUCCAGAGGUACGGGCCCUUCCCUGUAGGGGACGACGCAUCCUCCUCGGCCUCGGCCUCAAGGAUCCGGAGGGAGCUUCAUCUCCAGAUCCAAACAAAUGAUAUCCCAGAGGUACAGUUCAACACCUUGAAGAAUCACGAAUUAUGGCAGAACACGUAUUUCCCAGCUAAAGCCAAAGCAGCGGUCAAACCUAGAAGGAGGCAGGGUCAGGAGAGCAGCGAGGGCCUGAGCAAGCCACAGGUGCUGAGCUUCGACGAGAGGACAAUGAAGAAGGCCAGGAGGAGACAGUGGAGUGAGCCCAGGGUUUGUGCAAGGAGGUACCUCAGGGUUGACUUCGCCGACAUCGGCUGGAGCGAGUGGGUUUUGGCGCCAAAGUCGUUUGAUGCCUACUACUGCGCCGGGACCUGUGGGUUCCCAAUCCCUAAAGUGGUGCGGCCCUCCAAUCACGCCACCAUCCAGAGCAUCGUCCGAGCCGUGGGAAUCGUCCCCGGUGUCCCCGAACCGUGCUGCGUCCCGGAGAAGAUGAGUCCUCUUGGCGUGCUUUUCCUCGACCCGAGCAGGAACAUGGUCCUCAAGGUUUACCCCGGCAUGUCUGUGGAUACCUGUGCCUGUCGGUAGGGCUGGAGCCACAGGAGCUGCCAGAACUGCAAUUGAUGAAGAGGAAAAACAGUCAGAAGGACAUAACUGUAGAUUGAGAACACAGCAGGAAGGCACUUUUCAGAUCGAAGGACAGUUGUGGUGAGACACACUGAGGAUAACUGAGAGAGACUGGAACUAAAGUGAUGAGACUGUCAAGGCUGUAGAUAACCUUUUCUCUUGAGUUCUUGGACUUGUUUGGUGUCUGCCAUGGUUUGACAUUGCCUUAACUUUUUCCUGCUUAUCUAAUAAUUUUCAUAGUCUUUCUUCAUUUGGUCCACGUUCAUUUAUUUCCCCUUCCUUCAAAAGUAGCUUAAGGAAGAGCUCCUGCAGGUAAAUUUCUGUUGAUUCUUAAUAAGCUUUUUCAGUCCUGUUAUGUUUGGAAAGAUUUAUAAAGAGAUUUUUGCCUGUUUUGCUUUUAGAGAGGACUUGAUUUGCUCUGGCCUCAGCCUGGACCCAACUAGACCUGGAUGGAAACUACUCAGUCGCCUUGUAAGGCUCAUUCUUAAUGAGCUCAAAAAACUCCUACUUGCCUCUGUCUUUCAGAUUCAGGACAGAGGUUUGGACAAACUGAUGAACUGCAUGUUUGCCUCACAGACUCCAGAAGGUUUUGGACACAGAGGUUGAAUGGCAGCACAUUUAUAUUCCAUCAAAAUAACCAACCGUUGCUGUGUAAAUACUGUAGUUACUAACACAAACUAAAUGGUGCUUGUUCCUAAAUGAUGUGUCACUCAAAGUGUUACACUGAUGUCUUUGAACGCCUCCCAUAUAUUAGCAAGAAAUGGUAUUCAUGCAUGAGAGGUAAUACCUUGUUAGAAAUGUAUUUCAGUAGUCAUUUGUUUAUAUCUUGUAUAUAAUGAGUGUAUUUUGUCACUGAGAGUUUAAGUAACAGAGGCGUUGUGUUGCAUGUUUCUGCUUCGGUAAAGAGAAAAAAAUGGUGCAUUGCUGCCACCUGCUGUGCAUUUUGGGAAAGUUGAAGGGACUUAAAUCAAAAAAAUUGAAGUUCUUCCAUUUGCUAUUAAACAUUUCCCCUUAAUACACAAAUAUUGUUCAUCCAACAAGACAUGUACAGUUUGUAAUAUGUACAGUAAUGAUAAAAGUAACUACAAAGGGAUAAAAGUAUCCAACCCUCUAACUGUAUGAGUAAAAAUGUAUUUGAAUAGUUUGAUGUAAGUUUUAGUGAACCACAGACGUAACCUGCUUGUUAUAGAAAUAAACAGCAUUGUACAUACAGCCAAAAACAGUUAUUGGCUUUUAUUAGGUUUUAUGAAAACAGUACAUACAGCUUAGAUGUAGAUGUGAACAUUUGAUAUACCUUGUAAUAACUGCUUAUCAAUAUAAUAUAUAAUAAUAUUAUAAUAUCAAUUAUCCAUAUACUUUAGAUGACAACACAUUAGAUUACAUACUGUAUAUUUUAUUUAAAGGCUGAUACCUUGGUUUAUUGAUGUAUUGUGCUAAUCUUGAAAUUUUUUAAAUUAAAUAACAGGUUUUGGACA